CGAAGCUUUAAGCUUUAGUACAUAUGGGAAAGUCGUUAAUGUCGCGUGUUUGCAUAAACAUGGGUCAAUCCUCCCACUUUCAACACAUUCUUGCCGGCGUCCCAUAUUAUCCCAUUCGCACCAGCAAGCCUUGCUAGGGCUUGCGUAUCCCUUCAAUUGCUAUAGGAUACUCUUCUCUAGACUCUAAUUGCCCAUUAUGUUGUCUUCUAUCGGACGCGCCGCAAUCAGGCGCUUGGGAUCAACGUCUAUCGUCGCAUCACCCCGCCGCAUUGUAGUCUCUCGGCUAGCUGAUAACUGUGGUCGCGAGUUCGUUCGAACCUUUGCUGCGGCGCGAACUAAGAAUUCCGUCACUGCCACGGCCUCGACGAAGCCCGCGACGACUAAAGGACCCUCGAAGACGUCAACCAAGACCAGCAGGUCGAUCAAAUUGAAGGCAACUAAAACAACCAAAACAACGAAAGCGACCAAAGGCAAGGCUAAGAAGACCACCCGCGCAAAAGCCAAACCCAGAGCCAAAGCUACACCUAAAAGAAAGAAGAAGGAAUUGACCCCAGAAAAGAAGGCUGCCGUGGAAAGAAGAGAAUUGAGAAAAACGGCACUUUUCACCGAGCCCAAACCGCUGCCGCACACCCCAUGGGUGAUUUUCGUAACCGAACAGACCAAGGAUAAACACACCCAGCCCUCAGAACUCCGAGAGAAGAUGAAGCAACUAGGCCAAACAUAUCAUACACUAUCUAGCUCUGAGCUUCAGCGAUACGCCGACGUCGCCGAGCAGAACAAACGUAAUAACUCUGUAGCAUACAAAGCAUGGUUAGAGAGUCAUAAACCGCAGCAAAUCAGCAGCGCUAUCAACGCUCGCUACCAAUUAAAGAAGAAAUAUAAUGUCCCUAAGGGACAAAUCAAGACCAUUCAUGACGACCGUCUCCCUAAAAGACCAUUAACUUCAUACGUCCUGUAUGCAAAAGCAAGAUGGGCCUCUGGGGAUUUUGCAAACCGCCCUAUCAUUGAGGCUACGCAGGCAAUUAGCCAUGAGUGGAAGAGCUUGUCGAGCACUGAACGCCAGGCUUAUGAUGAUCUUGCCAAGGCCUCGCGUGAUCAGUAUGAGAAAGAGGUUCAAUCAGUUCUGAAUCGCUCCGUGAGAAAGCCAUCGCCUAAAUCAUGAACAGGCCACGUCUCACACGAUUCACUCAUAACUUAAUGAAUACCAAUAUUCUGGAAUUGAUUGUUAUCUUUGUAGAUACGCGGGCGACGGACGAGGGUGCUCAGUGGAUAAACUAGGUCGCCUACCCAUCCUCAUUGUGCCUUGCAGUGAUGCAGGGGGUUUAUCGCGUACUGAUGCAAGGGCUUGGCUUCGGUUUGCUUUUUUGAAACGACCUGUACUUCUAAAUACUAUCUCAAGCAAUGUUCAGUUGGCCGGUUUUCCUACCUCUAGAUAAGCCUGUCUUAGAUUUUGCUCCGUCCACGGCUUCGAUAGCAACACUGGCAGAGGCAAAGGAAUGAGCUAGGACUAGAUAAAAAAAAAAAAAAACAUAACCAAAUAAAAUUCACUUCUAUGAACAU
Hypoxylon trugodes is the source of this 1560-nucleotide messenger RNA. RefSeq lists its product as uncharacterized. The transcript has 3 exons. Lineage: Eukaryota; Fungi; Ascomycota; Sordariomycetes; Xylariales; Hypoxylaceae. The coding region runs from base 197 to 1162 and encodes 321 amino acids. The record is from RefSeq and is a predicted model, not a curated record.